AUGUCGUCAAAUGAAGAGCUACUGUACUGUGAUUCCGCAGACAUCCACAGGGUGUCGCUGCUCGGCGAGGGCACGUUUGGCCAGGUGUACCGAAGUGAGCACAGCCGGUUGGGUUUGGUGGCUGAGAGGGUCGUCCCCAAUCUACCGUCAGAACAGGAGGAGAGAUUUCGAGAGGCCGCAGAGCACCUAUACCGGCUCCGCUGCGACAACGCCACUCGGCUGUACGGACUAGUACUGCACCCGGACAAAUACAGCCUCUUGAUGGAAUAUGCACAGUUUGGGACUGUCGAGGAGCUAAUGAAGGUGAAACCGCCCUGGCCUGUGCGAGCCAAGGUCAUGAGAGAGGUAGCCACCGGGCUGAAGUACCUACAUGCGCAUCACGUGGUGCACGGAAACCUGUCACGUCAUAAUGUCGUCAUCUCCUCCGACUUAGUGGCUAAGGUUACAGACUUCGGUCUGAGAGAAUGGCGGGUUCUAGCCUCCAACGGGUACGAUGGGGAUAUGAGACCCUCUGCAGUCACACCACUGGUGGACACUGACCAAUACGCUCCGCCGGAAACCUUCACGAAGUCUGCGAGCGAGGCUCUCACGUGCAGCUUUGAUAUCUACAGUUACGGUAUCCUGUCCUGGGAGGUGAUCACAUGUGAGCAGGCUUGGAAAGGGUGGAGCCCGUCAGAGCUCCGCAGCGCGGUGCAGAAGGGCCACCGGCCGGUCCUGAGGGCAGGGCGGACCGAACAGUUCCCCGCGGCGUGCCCGCUCACCAUGAGGAACAUCACUACAGAGGCAUGGAGGCAGCAUCCAGCCGACAGGCCUGCCAUGUCAGGUAUCUGGUUUUACUGUACAAGUCUGUGGUGAUUGUAUUCUU
This is a messenger RNA of Branchiostoma floridae (Florida lancelet), 865 nucleotides long. RefSeq names its product receptor-interacting serine/threonine-protein kinase 2-like. Gene Ontology annotation, molecular function: protein kinase activity; ATP binding. The record is from RefSeq and is a predicted model, not a curated record. The transcript is spliced from 7 exons. NCBI's taxonomy places the organism in Eukaryota, Metazoa, Chordata, Leptocardii, Amphioxiformes, Branchiostomatidae. Gene Ontology annotation, biological process: protein phosphorylation. The coding region runs from base 1 to 855 and encodes 284 amino acids.